GCCAUGCCCGGGGAGGCGGCCCGCGCCGAGCUGCUGCUGCCGGAGGCGGGCGGCGCCGGCCAGCGCACAGAGUUGUCCUGUGAUGCUGCUGCUACCACUCCCCCAGGUGGGGACCAGCUGAAGCACUGUGCCCUGCCACCUGGACCUGGGUCUCUGGCGGUCAGGUUUCUGCCCAGCAAACCAGGUGCCCGGCCCCAGCCUGAGGGAGCCAGCUGGGAUGCAGGGCCUGGCCGGGCUUCACCAGCCUGGGCACUCCCCGCUGAGGGUGGCCCCAGCCCAGGGCUUCCUGAAGGUCGGCCUGUGGCGCCUCCCCUCCCAGCUACUUUGGAGCCACGGAUUGUGAUGGGCGAAGAAACCUGCAGGCCCCCCUCACCGCCCAGCACAGCCACCCCGGAGCUCAGGGACUGGGCAGGUGGGCAUGCUAACUUGAAACUACCCUCGGAGUUAUGUUCUCAGAGUGACCCUCCUGUGCCUUUCCCUCACUCAGACCCCGAUUCCUACUUCACCCCACCCUCGACCCCUCCACAGGCCACCUGUGCCCUGCCUUCAGGCCUCAGGCCCUGCAGAGAGGUCUGCAACUCUGAGGCAGGGCUGCUGGACUCACCGCCCACCUCCCCCUCGGGCUCCUACAUCACAGCGGAUGGGGACAGCUGGGCUUCCUCUCCGUCCUGUUCCCUCGACAUGCUGGCUCCAGUGGAAGGACUGGACCUCCCCUCGGGCCGGGGCCUCUCUCCCCCUGGCACCACGGAUGAGACGUGGACACCCCAUGCUCCUGGUUCCCCCGACCCCCACUCCUCUGCAUCCAGCCUCUCCACUGACAGCAGUUCUUCCUGGAGUCAGGAGGAGCCCCUCUUUGACCUGGACUGCCUGGCAAAUGACCCAAUGAUUCCCGCAGCCCUCCUGCCCUUCCAGGGCAGCCUCAUCUUCCAAGUGGAUGCCGUAGAGGUGACGCUGCUGCCCCCCUCGGAGGAGGUGGCAACCGAGACCAAGACUCCCAGCCCCAGUGGCGACCAAGAUGAGGAGAGCGAGGACGAGAACCCGUCUGCUUCCUUCCUGCAGUCUCUGUCAGACAUCUCCAUCAUCGAAGGCAUGGACGAGGCCUUCGCCUUCCGGGACGACACCUCGGCAGCGUCUUCGGACUCAGACUCGGCCUCCUAUGCUGGGGCAGAUGACGAGAGGCUGUACAGUGGGGAGCCGCAUGCUCAGCCCAGUGCCCUGCUCCAGGACAGUGGGUGCAAGGAUGAGGAGGAAGAAGACGGGGCCCUGUCCUCAGCCCAAGAGGGGUCCACACUUCAGGUCUGGAAAGAAGAAGUUGCUGAACUAAUUCCAGAUCAGGUGCCACAGGAUGAGGGGUUCCUCUUCCACCAGGAGGCAGUCACUACAGUAACACCUCACGCAAGGUUGGCAGAAGCAGGCCCUGGGGUGAGCUUAGAGCCAGCUGCCACGGGCCCACCCCAGCCUGGAGAGGAAACAGCAGACACCUCCACCGGGCAAGAGGAUGUUGCCAGGGUAACACCUCCACUACUCACUGAAGAUGGCUUCAUCAUAGGCCAGGUCAUUGUGGCAACACCUGUGACCUUACAGGAAGAAGUGAGCACUACUCUAGGCCCUGGGACUGCCGCCACGGAAAGGCCCCAAACCCCACAGGAAGAAGAAGUUAGCCCCACGCCAUGCCCAGAUUCACUGGCAGGGUCAGUAACGACUCAAAACAAGGAAGAGGCAGGCUCGGGCCUCACCUCAAGUCAGGAAUCUGUUGCUCCAGCAACACCUGUGCCCCUGUCUGAAGGAUGCGGUUUACACCAGGAGUCUGUUCCUAUGGCAACACUUCUUCCCCUGCAAAAAGAAGCAGCCCUCCCUUUGAGCCAGGAGCCUAUUGCUGUGGCAACCCUUCAGGCCCUGCAGGAAGAAGUAGGCUGCCCCCUUGGGGCAUCAACUGAUGCUCCUCCACCAGAGCUGGCCCGGCACGAUGUAGGUGUGGCCCUAGGACUGGUGCCUGCUUCGGAGUUAACGGCUGUGGCAAAGCCAUUGGCCACAGAGCCAGAAGCAGAACUUGUAGCCUUGGACCAGGGCCAACAUGACGGAGCAGGUCCUGCCGUAGACCUGGAGCCAGAGGCAGAAGCAGUGACCCUCUGGGCCUCAGGGAGAGAUGCAGGUCUUACCUCAGAGCCAAUGUCUGACAGGGAGGAGCAGCAGGAAGCUACAGGGGCCCCCUUGGGGCCUGAACCAAAGGUGGGCAGGGACUACCAACACCUAGAUGAUGGAGCCAAGAUGUUUCAAGGCCAGGGGGGUGGAAACCCCCCAUCAAAGCCCCAGAGUGCCAGGCAGGCUCUGGAGUGUAGCAGCUGGGCAAUGGAUCUGGCCAGUCACCCACAGUCCUCAGCAGGGUCUGUACUUGGGCUUGGCAGGGGCUGUCCUGGAGAGCCCGUGCCUGUUACAACUUCCCCAACCACUUCAUGGUGCCCUGAGCCUGAGACUGGCAUCAGCCCCAGAGCCCCACAGCCCCAGUUGGGUGUGGAGGAGUGGGCCCAAGCGGUCUCCAGUAGCCUGAGCCACUCCCCUUGCCAGUCCCCAGGAACCUGUGCCCAAGACCCUUCCCACGACGCCCAAGAUGGGUCCCUGCAAGCUGACCCCUCCUCGCCUGGUUUCCACAGUGGAGCGGCCCCGCCUCACUUUGCAGACCCUGGCCCCUGCCAUUGUCAGGAGCCCAGAGGAGACUGCAGGGACAUUAGGCCCCCAGGCUUGCCAGGCUUCCAGCAGCUCAUCUCAGAAGCUCAGCAGGCAGCGGAUGCCCUCUCAGGAACCCUGGGGCCUCCUGAGGCUGGGCUGCAGGCUGGCUUCUCGCCCUUCCUCAGCCCCACGGCAGCCUCCACGGUGGCUCCCCAUGCCAAAGACCAGCCUGUCUGCACCCCCUGUCAAGUGCCUCCAGGUUCUGGGUCCCUGCCCCCAACCAGAACUCUAAGGCUUCCGACCCCUGAGCAGCAAGAGGACCAGGACAGUCUUGAGGAAGACUCCCUGCAAGCUCCAGACUUGGGCCAACACUCAGACAGCCAUGCAGAAUCUUCAGCCCCCGAGGUGGAGCAGGACCUGGCAGCCCCCCGGACAGCACGGGGCCCACCCCAGGGCCCAACAGUAGGCAGCAGUGAAGAGACCAUCGCCAAAGCCAAGCAGAGCCGCAGUGAGAAGAAGGCCCGAAAGGCUAUGUCUAAGCUGGGCUUGCGGCAGAUUCCGGGCGUCACUAGGAUCACCAUCCAGAAGUCCAAGAACAUCCUCUUUGUCAUCAGCAAGCCCGAUGUCUUCAAGAGCCCAGCCUCUGACACCUACGUGGUCUUUGGCGAGGCCAAAAUUGAGGACCUAUCCCAGCAAGUGCACAAAGCCGCAGCAGAGAAGUUCAAGGUUCCUCCUGACCCCUCAGCCCCAGCCUCCGAGUCGGCUGCAGGGCUGAGGGUGACGCCGGAGUGCCAGGAGGAAGAGGAGGAGGAAGAGGAGGAGGUGGACGAGACAGGGCUGGAGCUUCGGGAUAUUGAACUGGUAAUGGCUCAGGCCAACGUCUCAAAGGCCAAGGCUGUGCAGGCCCUGAGGGCCAACCACAGCGAUAUCGUCAACGCUAUCAUGGAGCUGACAAUGUAGCCCCUGGAUGGCCGGCCUACCCAGGCACCUCACCUCCCUGCCUUUUCCCCUCCCAGCUCUGCUGCUCAAUAAACCUGUAACCCCCA
This is a messenger RNA of Echinops telfairi (small Madagascar hedgehog), 3713 nucleotides long. RefSeq names its product NAC alpha domain containing (gene NACAD). The record is from RefSeq and is a predicted model, not a curated record. Gene Ontology annotation, biological process: protein targeting to membrane. NCBI's taxonomy places the organism in Eukaryota, Metazoa, Chordata, Mammalia, Afrosoricida, Tenrecidae. Gene Ontology annotation, cellular component: nascent polypeptide-associated complex; cytoplasm. The transcript has 8 exons. Bases 4 to 3627 code for a protein of 1207 amino acids.